UUCUUCAGGCACUCGUUGGCCACCACCGCUCGACGCGGUUCUACAGGACCCUUCAGUACAAGAUGGCGGCCGCUGGUCAGAAGUCGGUGUUGUUCGUUUGCCUGGGGAACAUUUGCAGAUCCCCCAUCGCUGAAGCCGUCUUCAGGAAGAUGGCAACAGAAGCUGGUGUUGUUGAUAAUUGGAGGAUAGACAGUGCUGCUACCUCCACCUAUGAGAUAGGAAACAGUCCAGAUGACCGUGGUCAAGCCUGCAUGAAGAGGCAUAGCGUGCCCAUGAGACAUGUGGCCAGGCAGUGGGUCAUAGACAGUGGUGCCACAUCCGACUGGAAUGUAGGCAGCUUACCGGACACCCGCGGUCUGGCCUGCCUAAGGAAGCAUGGCAUUGAGACGAGCCACAGGGCCCGACAGGUGACCAAAGAUGAUUUCAAGAGCUUUGAGUACAUUCUCUGCAUGGACGAGAGCAAUUUGAGUGAGCUGAACAGGAAAGCGAAGAGUGUGAAAGACUACAAAGCAAAGAUUGAGCUCCUCGGUUCAUAUGACCCUCAGAACCAGCGCAUCAUCAAAGACCCGUAUUAUGGGAGUGACGAAGACUUUGAGAAGGUGUACGAGCAGUGUGUGCGCUGCUGCAAAGUUUUUCUGGAGAGGAACUCCUAACAACGUCCAACCUCAAACGAUCUUUGCUAAAUCUGCUGGAGGAAAAGAAAAAUCGACCCAGCAGGCUUCGGCUGUAUAACACAAGCACACGUCAGUAUAAGUCAGGAUGUCACAGGGAGCAUGAGAACACUUGGUUUCAGUGUUGUACAUGUUAUACAAACCUCACAUUGUGUACAUUUAGAAUAAAGCUGCGUAGACAAGUUGGUCAAUUUAAUAAAAUGGUUAAAUGAAUAUGA
Molecule: messenger RNA, 889 nt
Organism: Acanthopagrus latus (yellowfin seabream)
Lineage: Eukaryota; Metazoa; Chordata; Actinopteri; Spariformes; Sparidae
Gene: acp1
Product: acid phosphatase 1
Exons: 7
Coding region: 63-653 (196 amino acids)
Biological process (GO): protein dephosphorylation
Cellular component (GO): cytoplasm
Molecular function (GO): acid phosphatase activity; non-membrane spanning protein tyrosine phosphatase activity
Source: RefSeq, a predicted model, not a curated record